Messenger RNA from Dipodomys ordii (Ord's kangaroo rat), 1904 nucleotides. RefSeq names its product WD repeat domain 93 (gene Wdr93). Gene Ontology annotation, biological process: electron transport chain. The record is from RefSeq and is a predicted model, not a curated record. Gene Ontology annotation, molecular function: protein binding. The coding region runs from base 73 to 1872 and encodes 599 amino acids. The transcript is spliced from 14 exons. NCBI's taxonomy places the organism in Eukaryota, Metazoa, Chordata, Mammalia, Rodentia, Heteromyidae.
GCUUCAUUUCUGUUGCUUCCUUUGUGCUCAGCUUCUCGUGGGCGAGCAGAAGCUCCCAGGGCCACCUCUGCGAUGUCCUCCUCCAAGGGAGGUCAGGCUCAGAAGACAAGACUCCCUAAUUUCAUAAGAAAGGGGCGGCAGGAAGUUCCACCCCCAACAGAGAAGGACUGGCAUAAGGACGAUGAGAAGGAUUACACCUUCCUUGACCCAGAUCAGGGUCUGGAUUCCCUGCCACAGCCAUACCGGAUGAUCAACAAGGUGCUGAACCUCCUGUUUGACCAGAUAUGGGAAGUUAUUGAAGAGAGGGAAGCAGUGAGGGAAGCUGAACUCAACCGGGUCAGGCCUACCGUGUAUCCUCCGCAGGAGGAAAUCCAGCUCAACAGAAUGUCCACUUGCAUGGCUAUUUGCCAAGACUAUCUGUUCAUCGGCGGAACUAAGGGCUUCUCCAUCUACCACCUGUUCAAUGCUAAACGGAUAUACGUCUGGGAGAAACUUAAAGCUGAUGUCACUGCCAUCUGGGCUGCAGAUCUGGGGAGUGAAAUACUUAUUGCUUCAGUGGAUGAAAUGGGUGUCCUUAGACUGUUUUACUUUUAUAAGGACUCUCUUUACCACAUCAAAGCCAUCAACGAAGCAGAGGAGAGCAGCAGGCAGAACACCUGCCUCCACGUGGAGAUCUCAAAAGGCGGCGACUUCAUGGCCAUCCUCCUGCAAGGGGCUGGGGAGCUUUGGCUGGAAGUGUACAGACUGCCCAAGGACAUGUGGUUCAAGGAGACGGAGCACCCGCAGUCCAACCUGAAUUCAAAGAGGAAAGUCAAACCCAUGAACGCGCUCGACAACGUUCCUUCAGAAAACUUAGACACACUGGACGGGCCCAUCAGCUUCCGCGGAGAUGUUAAGCUGACGUAUCCCUCCUACCUUAUGAAGAUCAAGCCGCCCAAGCCCGUGUCAGGAGCAGCCUGCGUCCUCGGCGUGCACUGGACUGGCAGCCACAACUUCUUCCUCUACUCCCUGAACCGAGUGAUGAAGGACCCCGAGGGGGUGUGGCCCUGCGCAGCGCCCAUCACCGUGUCCCAGCUCAGCCCCUCCUGCUCCUACCUGGUGCUGGCCUGUGAGGACGGCGUGCUCAUAAUCUGGGACAUGUCUGAGGGAUUCCCCCUGGGGGUCGUGGCGCUGCCUGAGGAAAGUCUGUGCGAAAGCAUUCACUUCCUGCGGUACUUCGUGGUCCACCAAGGGCAGAGCCUGUUCCCCGAGGGCACAGUGAAGUCAUGCAUGAAGUGCGUGGUGCUGUGCACCAACAGCUCCCUGCACCUGGUGACAGCGGACGGCGCGCAGUGUCCCAGCAGCACCGAGCUCCUGAGCAGGACUGAGGCGCACCCAGAAGAAGCAGUGUGUGCGGUGGCGCCCGUCCCAACCCUGCCUGGUAUGGUGCUGCUGUUCACCAAGAACGGCUCUGUGAACCUCAUGGACGUGGGCAAGGCCCAGGUCCUGUGUGCCUUCGUGCCCCCCGUGAGCCAUGAGCUGCCUUUCCCCUGGGAGCCCAUGUUUGCCGUGUCCUCACAACACCCCUAUUUCCUGCUCCACGGAGGCUACCCGCGCGGACACACCAAACCCACGGACGACAGCAAGGAAGUCCCCAACUCCAUCUUCUGGUUUAACUUCGAGACCUAUCCGCCCCUGCAAGACAUAUGCAAGAGCAAUGCCAUCUCGCAGAAGGACCUGGCCGACAGCAAGGCCAUCCCGCAGACACAGCCUCUGGAGACGAUCUGUGAGCACCUGCUCCAGAGCAGCUUCCAGAUCCAGAAGAGCCAGGAGCAGUGGGGCCGGCUGCGGAGAUUCUCCCUGCUGCUCCACAGAGAGAACCUGAAGAAGUGAAGGGUGACCCGCCUGGGCCUGGGUGGCCGCCC